This is a messenger RNA of Cinara cedri, 352 nucleotides long. Lineage: Eukaryota; Metazoa; Arthropoda; Insecta; Hemiptera; Aphididae. The record is from the annotation of a GenBank genome assembly.
AUGAAAAAUAUCACCUCGAGCUCGUACUGUUACGUCAAAAACGUAAACACAAAUCAAAGGUUAAUCGGGGAACUCGGUGCGGCAACGAAACAAGUCAACUUAUGAGAGUAAUAAAAACCGUCUAUCUGUGGGACGUUUUGCCCGGAAUUUGGUCGAAAUGCACAAUAGUCCUUACCCCCCUAAUUUUUUUUUUUUCAUAUUUUAGCAAACGUGCGCUUUCAUGACUGUCGCACCAAAUUAUGUAGCAUCUAUUGCUUUGCUCGAAUCGAUCAACGUGUUGCAACUUCAGAUUUGCCUUGUUGUUGCACUGAGCCCUUCAGUUCAUAUUUCGGAGGGUGGUUUGAAUCUCUAA